Messenger RNA from Lineus longissimus, 3969 nucleotides. RefSeq names its product inverted formin-2-like. Gene Ontology annotation, molecular function: actin binding; small GTPase binding. The record is from RefSeq and is a predicted model, not a curated record. The transcript is spliced from 14 exons. Gene Ontology annotation, biological process: actin cytoskeleton organization. NCBI's taxonomy places the organism in Eukaryota, Metazoa, Nemertea, Pilidiophora, Heteronemertea, Lineidae. Bases 55 to 3213 code for a protein of 1052 amino acids.
GGACUAUUGAUGCGGCAUUGAUUAGUAAAAUCGGAUCAGAUAGAUUCCCACGCCAUGGGUUCAAGAGCAAAAUAUUUCCUCUGCUGUGGGACCAAGCAUUCGAAGCGGUCUAAGAGUGGAUGUGCACCAUACAUCGUAGAUGACGAUAAACUUGAUGAGAAAACGGGAAAGAAAAAGGGCCUUGCGAAGCAGGCAAACAUUGACCUUGAAAAGCAGAAUGAUGCACCCGGGAUCAAAGAUGAAUCCCAGGUCAAGUCCGCAAGGCCAUUUGGAGCGCCGUUACGCGGGAAGUCGCUCUUUUUAGACAAGAUCAACAAACGGGUGUUAAACCCGAGCUUCUCCGAAAUCGACGUGAGUACGCCCGAGGUAUGCGUGUCGCUUCUGCGGAUACCCUCCGUGAAGACGCUCUCGGCAAUGCGGAAGAAGAUCUCCGAGGGCGGGGAGGACUGGCUGAAGAGGUUCCUUGAAGCUGGCGGGAUCGAGGUGCUGUUGGAGUUGGUUGAUACCAUGGGGACACGCCGGGUCACGAAUUUGUCGGACGCCAUGUUGAUGCUGGAGUGUGUGGCUUGCAUCAGGGCGGUCAUGAACUCGAAACAGGGAUUGGAUUACGUAAUCACCAAUCGUGAAAUUACGAGGAAAUUAGUGUCGGCUUUGGACACGGACAAUGUGCUGGUGAAGAAGCAAGUGUUUGAGUUAUUGUCCGCGCUGUGUGUUUACUCUUCAGAGGGGUAUAAACUGGCACUGGAGUCGUUGGAAAGUUAUAAAGUUUCUAAGAAGCAGCGCUACCGCUUUAGCCUGAUCGUACAUGAGAUGAAACAUGCCGAAUUGUUGCCGUACAGGGCGACUCUACUGGCCCUCAUCAAUUGCAUCAUUGUGGGGACGGAGGAGCUAGAAGAGAGAGUGCGACUGAGGAACGAAUUCAUUGCGCUCGACAUUCUCGACGUCCUCUCACUCAUCCGCGAGAGCAGCGAGAACGGCGAGGAAGAAUUCGACCUCCAGUAUGAAGUGUUCUUCGAUGAGAAGCAGAUUGAUGAUGAUGCCGUUGGCGAGAAACAGAAGGACACGGUAGUGGACAUCUACAGCCACAAAGCUAUCUUCGAUGCGAUAUAUCAAAAUGUGCUCAACAAACCGCUGGAGACAGUGUUCCUCUCUGUUCUACAAACUCUCUUCCAAAUAGACACAGACGGCGAUAAAAGUGAAGACAUAUGGAAGUUUGUGGAUACCAUCCUCCGCCGAUCUAAACUUACAGAAACAAAGGAAGACCGAGAUCUGUUAUCUGAGAAACUCGCCAAAAUCACCAAGGAAGGUUUAAGAGGACUGGGUGAAAAGAACUCACAAACGGACUUAACGGCAAUAGGUAAUGAACUGUUUACAAAGUGUACGAAAUGUGAGAAACUACAAGAGGAAAUUGUGACGUUGAGGUCCAGGGCUGUUUCUGCGUCGGCCUUGAUAGGGAUGACACCGCCUUCCACACCCCCGGGUUCAGGACCAGCGUCUGUGCCCCCUCCUCCGCCACUACCGCCUGGAGUCGCCGGUUGUCCCCCUCCUGCUCCACCACCACCUGCAAUCGGAGGCGGACCACCUUUACCUCAGGCUCCACCUCCACCAGCGAUUGGAGGUGGUCCACCUCCACCGCCACCACUUCCAGGAAUAGGAGGAGGUCCUCCGCCGCCUCCACCUCCACCAGCGAUUGGAGGAGGUUCCCCUCCACCACCACCACUUCCAGGAAUAGGAGGAGGUCCUCCGCCGCCGCCACCACCACCUGGGAUUGGAGGUGGUCCUCCUCCGCCACCACCUCUGUCCGGGGUAGGAGGUCCACCCGGUCCGCCACCACCGCCUGGGGCAUUCCAGGCACGAGCUGCACCAAUGAACAGAAAAAUGUCGGCCAUUCUUACUCCGAAACCGAGUAUGAAGAUGAAAGUCAUCAGCUGGUCAAAAGUUCCUGCUCAUAAGAUAGCUGCGGCGAAGAACAGUGUUUGGAAGAUCGUCAAUGAGAUCCCUGACCCAGUAACGCCACCUUACGAGACGAUAGAGAAACUUUUCUGCCAAAAUGUGCCGCAGCCAAAGGAAGCUAAGAAUCCGUCAGUAAAGAAAGCACCAACGCAGGUGAACCUUCUUGACGCAAAGCGCAGUAUGAAUGUUAACAUCUUCCUGAAGCAGCUGAAGGACACGAAUGAAAACAUAGUCAACAUGAUCAAGUCUGGUGACGAGACGAAGAUAGACGUUGACCGGUUGAAGCAAAUGUACAAGUUACUUCCAGAAUCUGAUGAGGUCGAACUCCUCAAAAACUACGAUGGCGACAAAGAGAAACUUGGCACCGCGGAGAAGUUUUUCGUGGCGCUGAUUGGCUUACCGGGGUAUAAAAUGCGGCUGGACGGGCUCAUGCUAAAAUUCGACUUCCAGGCAACGAUGGAGACCCAGAAGCCGAAUAUUGACGCCAUCAUCGAGGCGUCAAAGGGAAUACUCGUGAAUAGAUCUAUGCAGGAGUUCUUGAGAUUCGUUCUUCACACGGGGAACUUCAUUAACAGCGGCGGCUAUGCCGGAGACUGCGUUGGGUUCCGGUUCAGUUCGUUGGUGAAGCUGGCGGAGACUAGGUCCAACAAGCCUCGAAUGAAUCUCCUUCACUUCCUUGUUGAUGAAGCGGAAAGAGGCAAGAAAGACAUCUUGUCGUUCGCAACUGAUUUGAAGCAGCCACUCAACGCGGCGGCAAAACUUUCGACCGACAACAUCAAAUCAGAACUGAAGCAAGUGAAGACCACACUUUCUAAACUUGAAGACCAGGUGAAGAAUGCACAGGAUGAUAUCAAAGAACAAUUAACGCAAUUCUUGCAGGGUGCUAGGGUCGAGAUGGAAAAGGUAGAGGAAAGGUUAGAGGAAAUAGAAGAACUCAAGGGAAAGUUAGCCAAACAUCUGUGCGAGCAAGAGUCCUCCUUCAGACUUGAGGAGUGCAUUCAGACAUUCAACUCCUUUGUUGACAAGGUCGUGAUUUGUCAGAAAGAAAACGAACAACGGCGGAUUCAGGAAGAAAAGGCUGCGCUUAGAAAGAAACAGCAGGAAGAGACGCGGAGGGCGAAAAGUGUGGACCUUGGGAUCAGUGAUGGAUCAUCUGACAAUAUCGUGGAUAAUCUGCUCCGAGAUAUCAAGCGAGGCAAACGCGUUAGUAGAAAGAAGGCGUUCAAGGCAGCCGGAGAUAUCCUCGAGGGUGGAUUUUGAGAGACCUGAGGCCCGCGCGGAAUGCAUAGGUCGGGAUUAUGUAUUAAUUAUAAACGAAAGAGACCGGUGUGAAAGUGAAUUUAGUCUUUCCAACAGAAUAGUCCUAUCCUAUCGCUCGAUGACGGCCUCAUUGCUGAAUAGAAGGCCACGGUCUUCCAAUAAAAUAGUUACAUGUAUAUUGCAAAAUUAUAUUGGCAUUGGAAUGUAGAACACAUUGUGGUUGUGGAUUAUUUUACACGACAAAAAAACGGAAUUUUAUUAAAUAAAGGGUCGGUUUAGAGAGGGCCAUUCCAAGUGAUGUAUUGCCGUUCUUUAUUACGUUUCGCGCCGAAGUACAUGUAUAUAUUACAGGAAGAAAGCUACGGCGGCUAAUUUCGCAGUCCAGCAUGCUAUAUUUUUGGAAAAGAAUAGUGUUUAUAAUUAUUAUACUAUUUUGAAUUGCAUACAUGCAUUUGUUCUAAGUGCACUGAUGACAUCUGAACAUCUUCACAAUGGCAAACGAAAUAUCCGUAUGGGCAUUAUCCAUAUGGAAAAGUUUCCUUCCCAUAUAUUAGCGCCUCCGGAUGUGCACGGUACAGGCGACACGCCGAUCAUGUCUAAUGGUCGUGACGUCAGGUUUAGGCUUGGCCUCAUCAUUUAAUGCUCAUGGAGCAGUUUUAUAUUGUAAUAAAUGAAACUGUCUCAAACCGGUGAAGCAUACAUGUAGAGUGCAUGUACGCAAGGGUAUCGGAUAUUAAACGAGCUUCAAAUAUACAA